ACGACUUAGAUGAUACACAUUUUGUAACGGCUUGGAUUCAAAUAGGGUCAAAAUUAUGAGAUUUCGGGAAAAAUUUCCUUCAUGGUCAAAAAUUGAAUCCUUAAACAAUAAGCAUCGUUGCAUUUAGUUUACUUUUUAGGGUUGAUUCAUAUAAUUAUUGUAUUAAAAUAUCUAAUUUGGAAGAUUUUGAGCUAGAUAGAGACAAAAUUCUGAAGUCUGUUACUUUUGAGGAUCUUCUUUUAUCUGCUUGCUUAUUUGCUGAAGUUGAUUCUAUGAUCAUAUAGGUAAAUGGGGUCUGAAACUGAUCAAAAGAUCCGUAUCAUAUAGGCAGAUGGGGUUGGAAUUCGAUCAUGAGAUUAAGAUCAUGUAGCUAAAUGGGGUGGGAAGUUGAUCAUUAAAUUAAGGUCCAACGUGAUGACUAAGCUUGGAUGAUUGAGUUAGACAGAGCAAUGAAUGUGGGUGAUCUUCACAAGGUUUGGGAAAUCAAAGCCUUGAAAAAGCCAGGGGAGGAAGAAGCAAGGAAGAUUCUUGAGAAUGUUGCCAAACAGGUCCAACCCAUUAUGCGUAACCACAAAUGGCGUGUCAAGCUUCUUACUGAGUUCUGCCCCAAAAAUCCAUCUCUUCUGGGACUGAAUGUAGGAGGAGGUAUUCAAGUAAAGUUGAGGCUUCGAAGGCCAAAUAAAGACUGGGAAUUUUUCCCCUUUUAUCAAAUUCUUGAUACCAUGCUUCAUGAGCUUUGCCACAAUGCUCAUGGCCCUCAUAAUGCCAACUUCUACAAUCUUUGGGAUGAACUUAGAAAGGAAUGUGAGGACCUAAUGUCUAAGGGAAUAUCUGGCACGGGCCAGGGGUUUGAUCUUCCCGGGAGGCGUUUGGGUGGGUUUACCCGCCAACCAUCUCUUUCUUCACUUCGUUCAACUGCACUAUCUGCUGCAGAAAAGAGAAGCCGUAUGAAUUCUCUUCUACCGUCUGGACCAAAGCGUCUUGGUGGAGAUAGCACAAUUAUGGUUGCGCUUAGUCCAGUACAAGCUGCUGCUAUGGCUGCAGAAAGGAGAUUACAGGAUGACAUUUGGUGUGGAUCUGUGUCUUGUGACGCUUCUGAGUGUGGAGAAAGUAGCUCUGAUAAACCAGAGGACCUUUCACAUGUCAAGCAAACUGCAGGAAUCUCAAAGGUUCAUAGCACUUCUAGUGCUUACGCCUCAGACUCAAUAUCUCGAAAAAGAAGCCGCGAAUCCAGUAACUUUUCCCCAGCUCAUCCUCCUAAUGGCCACUCACAAUCUAAUUUUAUUGAUUUAUCACCUUCAGGGUUCAACUCUGAUCGUGAUUCAGAACAUAACACACAGGAAACUACUAUGUGGGGAUGUGAAACAUGCACUUUGUUGAAUCCACCAUUGGCUCCAAUAUGUGAGGUAUGUGGGACACCAAAGCCAAGGGACAUGAGUAACAAAUACAAAGUUUGGUCCUGUAACUUGUGUACUUUGGAAAAUAGUGUGAAGUUGGAUAAAUGUUGUGCAUGUAGUCAGUGGAGAUACUCACAUGGUCCACCUGUGGCAUCCCAACCACCUAACCUGGGCACCUAAAAUGGUAAAGUCCCUUCUCUUUUUCGGUCCUUAAAACCGUAGUUUUCCAAGUUGGUGUACCUUAUAGUCUCCAUAGGGGUGGCUUUCCAUUCGAUAGAACACUUUUUUGGUAAGGGGCUUCUCUUUCUUUCUGGGAGCAUCAUUCUAUUACUUGUGAAUAUAAUGUAAAGAAAUAUUGUUGAGCAAGUUAAGCAAAGGGCUGCAAAAUUUGUAUGGAUCCUCAGUUUUCAUAUCCACUAGGACAUCAUUUUCUCUGCUCUUUUAACUGUUAGCUGAAAUAUGUUUUUGUACUGCUGUAAAAGCAGCCAAGAACAGAUGACACUGCAUCUGGUUUUGUUUUGUUUUGGCAAAGUUUGCUUAAUCACUCUAAAGAAGUAGCUCGAAUAGUUCGAGUCCCUCUAUUCGAGUCCAAGAAUGGGUACCUAUAUGGCAAUUAUUAAAAUUUUAUGGUGUUUAAAUAUUGUAAGACUAGAUGGGUAUUCUAAUU
Humulus lupulus (European hop) is the source of this 2064-nucleotide messenger RNA. RefSeq lists its product as uncharacterized. The transcript is spliced from 5 exons. NCBI's taxonomy places the organism in Eukaryota, Viridiplantae, Streptophyta, Magnoliopsida, Rosales, Cannabaceae. The record is from RefSeq and is a predicted model, not a curated record. The coding region runs from base 429 to 1577 and encodes 382 amino acids.